Messenger RNA from Symbiodinium sp. CCMP2456, 2307 nucleotides. The record is from the annotation of a GenBank genome assembly. Lineage: Eukaryota; Dinophyceae; Suessiales; Symbiodiniaceae.
AUGCAUGCACACAUACAUACAAACGGACGCACAUACAGUCUACAUGGUACUCGCAAGUCUUACUGCAGCUUUUGUUGGUUUCGUUUGGACUUCUGCCUGGAUUUUGGAGGCAAAAAGAAGAAGAAGGAGAAAGAGGAGUCAAAGGGAAAGCCGACAAAGCCUCCUAUCCACGUGGAUCGGAAGCUGGCCCUCCUUAAGCUGCGAGAUGUCGCUUCUACUGGCUUGCGAGAGGUCCUCUGGAGCGACGAGGAGGUGCAGAAGGUGCUUCUUUGGUCCUUGGAGGACUCCCAGCCAGAGUUGGCCCAGAUUCUCACUUUGGCCGUCUUCGUGCAUCUCACCUCAUCUGCCCGAAAUUGCGAAGCCCUCUUGCUUUGCGAAGAGGUGCGAAGCAGGCUCGUCCGAGUGGUGCAGGAGUCUUCCGGCGAAGUCCGAGAGAAGGCUCUGUUGGCACUCACGGGUCUGGCCGUCGCGUCCUUCCAAAAGGAGGAGUUUGAGGACGUCCGGAACCUUUUGGGACAGGCGGCUGGAAGAGGACGUGGAGCGGCGCAGCGGAUCGAAGUCUUCCGAGCCCUUUGGAGUGCAGCUGUCGUCUGUGAAAGCCCGGAGCUCUUCUUCGGCAACACUCGUAUAUGGGGGAGUCUCUGCGAGAGCAUCGAGCCAACGGAGCCAGCCGACGUCCGGGAAAGCGCUUUAGGCUUGCUGGGAGCUUUGACAUGGCAGCCGACAGGUCCGCACUUUGUCUGGCACGAUGCGGCCUCCAGGGAGCAUCUUUUCACCAACACGCUCAGAUCCCAGCCAAGCACCGUCCGCACCAGAGCGCUGGUAGCUCUCGCAGGCAUUGCUCGAGAGCCUGAGAUGCGAGCUCCCAUCUGGGCCUACGUUUCCGUGGACCUGACCAGGAGGCUCACCGAGGAUGAUGAGGAGGAAGAGCCCCAUGCUUUCAGGAAGCGCAAUAGAGCCGGAAGCAAGGCUACUUCCGAGUCCGAGGAGAAAGCCCAGGAGGAAGAAGAGAGGCCUUCCAUGAAAGACAGUCUCCUGGCGGCUGCUUCCAGAACGGAGAUCUGCACCGUCCGGUCCUCGGCCUUGCGCGUCCUGCUGGAAAUCUCCUUUGGGGAAGACUUCAUGCUCGAGUUGGUCGAGAGCGGUCUCGCAGAUUUGUUGCUGGAGGCUUCCCACGACCAGCGGCUGCAGCAGAAAGAGCGCAAGCUCUGCUUGCAUGGCCAAAAUCGCAUUCGCGAGUGGAACGAGGCGCGCCUGGCAGAAGAGCUCCGAAUCGAGAGAGAGAAUGAGUCUCGGGAGCGGUUGGCGAUGCGUCUCGAAGAGGAGUACCAGGCGCAUCACAUGUGGUACUCCGCGAGGCGCCAGAGCCAUGGAUGCAUCUUCAGACGAUUCUUAGGCGAACAGAUGUUGGCACCUGAAGUGAUCGCGAUGAAGGUGACAAGACGACACAGGGCAAAGCAGCCAGGAAAAUUACAGAAAGGGUCAGUUCCGAAGUCCGAGGAGAUGAAGCGUGCAGACGAAGAGAGCUACGCCUUCGAGGAGUGGUCCAAGGCGCAAAUUGAGAUAAAGGCCAUGGCGAAGGCGGAUGAGUCCUCUGCAGCAAUGAACAGGCAUCUGAAGUUUCUGCUCGACAUGAACCGCGAGCGCAUGGAGCAGGAAGAUGAGCUGUCUCUUCAGUUUCGACAGCAGGAGGAGAAGAGGGUCUUUGCCUCCAAAGUAGCUGCCGCUCGGGAGCGUGCGAUAGAAGCAGCGAAGGCUGCCGCCGGGGCCAUGAAGCGGGUGGGCGGCGAUGCGAUUCUUCAAGCUCGGGAUGCUGGAGAGGCCGCCGGUGCGGCGGCUGCCAAGCUUGGCAUGGGGCCUUUGAUUCAAGCGACAUUUGCAGGCGCGCAAGCAGCUGCGGCAGCGAGUGCAAAGCAGAAGCAACCACUUACGCGGUCCGAGCAGCUGGAUGAAGCCAACAAGGCAGCCCUGGUCGUCGCAGAUCGUUGUGACAUGACAGAGGAUGAGAUUCAGCUCAUCGAUGAAGCUACUAUCGCCGCCAAAGAAGCGGCACGCCUUGAUGAGCAAAGCGACAUUGCAACGUGUUUCGCAGUCGCCCUGGCAUGCCGGUUGAGUCUCACUGAAGAAGCCCAAAGCGCUGUCACAGGUGGUGAAACUGCAGUGGCUGCAGACAGUCACUUGACAUACACUAGCUUCCCGCAUGUCCUCGGCUUUAACAUUUGUAGUAGACCAUAUAGUGCACAACAUAUACUCUACUGUAUACAGUAUACUAAUAUACCAUAUAUAUAUAAUAUGUUAUAUGUAUAA